CUAAACACAUUCGAGAGAAAAUGAAACUAGAAUUAAUCAAUUUGCAGAACGAAGAAGCCACCGAUUUGCAGAGCAAAUUAGCGUUAGCAUCUCAAGAAAAUGAAUUUGAAAAAAUCACAGACGAUGCAAAGUCUAAUAGACGUUUGCAAAAAGUCGAAAAAGAGGAUAAAGCAAAAAAUUUUGAAUCACAUCUCGAACUUAAGAAAGGUGAAAAUUCUUCAAUACAAUAUUUUUCUUUACCAGAAGAAAAUGAACCUGGAAAAAUAACAGAUGAUUAUAUAAAGCCUGAUAGACACUUGCAAAGAGUUGAAAAAGAGGAUAAAGCAGAAAAUUUUAAAAUUUUAAAACAGCCAUUGCCUCUUAUAUGGGAAGGAAAAUGCAAAUCAAUCAAUGGCAUCAUCAUUGGUAAAUAUUCAAUUGAACAAUCAAUUGAUCCUGUGAUGGUUUAUAAAUAUUCACCAAAGCUAAUAAUUGAAUACAAGAAAUCGAAAAACAUGAAGAUUUCGUAUGCGUCAAAAAUACGGGAUUCUUUUAUGCUUUCUGAGGGAAUAGAAAUUGAUGAAAGUUCAUCUGAAGAUUUAAAGAAUUUUUUGAUGCUAUUCGAUAUGAAUCUCAGCAAAUAUUCAGAUAAUGCCUUUUUAAAUGAUCUAGAAACGCAUGACGUUUAUUUUGAGAUUACAAGUGAACAAGUCACAAUUGCAUACGAUAUUCAAAAUAUUAACGUCACUGGUGAAUUAAAAUUUUCUGUUGAAAAAGCUUUAAAGUCAAAUACGCCAAUUGAAGAUUUAAAACACGUUUUUAACAAAUUUGGACAUCUAUUCACCACAAAACUAAUAAUUGGUAAUAAAUUACAAAGAAUAGUGCGCUUAAAUGGAGAAAAUAAUGACAAAGAAAAUAAAAGGUCAAUUUAUUUACCAGAAUUUAAUGAAUUAGAUAAUGAAACUUUAAAUCGCUGGAAGAAAGAAAUUCAACCGCAUGACUCUUCGUAUCUGUUGACUAUGGAUGGUGGCUCAAUUGAAAUCAACAAAAUUUCGAAAUGGCUUGAAAAUAUCCCAUUAUUCGAAACAGAAUGGCUUAUUAUCAAGCGUGUCGUUAUCCCAUUAUAUAAAAUUCUUGCUAUUGAUCAAAAGCAAAAAAUUGAAAAACUUUUCAGUAAACAAGACCAUAUUUUAAUGACCAAUACAACUACAAUUUUGGACUUUGACACUGGAUAUCAACGGAUAGACUUUAAUAGCAAACUAAAAAGCAGCAGUUAUCAAAUUUUUGGAAAAGUAGUGGAUGCCAAUGGCCAAACAUUUUCAAAUAUUUAUGUGAAAUUUAGUCUGGAAUCAGAAUAUGGGUUUUCUGUAAAUUGGAUUCAAGCUGGCGAUUCAUUACAAACACCACCAUAUAAUCUUGAAUGGAUGUUAAUUGGCUGUCCAAGUGAAAUUGGUUACUUUGACUCAACAACUCGUGAUAAAGAAAUUAAAACUGGAUCUACAGAAUUGAAAAUUGCAUCCAGGAAAGAAGCAACAAUUCUGAAAGAUGAAGAUCUAACACAACAAUGGUCUUGCCGAAUAAAUCUUGACAGAUCUCUUUCUCCAUCUUCUGUUGUUUCACUCAACGUCGAAUAUCCUACUACACGAAAAACGCCAAUUCUCAAAGCAAGUUAUCAGAUAUUACCAGAAUCUCAUUCAAAUAUUGAGAUAAAAGUUGAGCCAAUCAAAGAUGAGUAUGUUGAAUUUUUGAGUGAGGAUGAAGAGAUUACAGUUGCAGUUCGCUGGUGUGUAGUAUUUGAAGGGAGUAUGACUAGAGACUGGAGUUUAAUAUUUAGUAAAACAAUCAUAUUAAAUACUCAGCCACAGCAUUUUUAUGGUAAAUAA
This is a messenger RNA of Ambispora gerdemannii, 1862 nucleotides long. The record is from the annotation of a GenBank genome assembly. Lineage: Eukaryota; Fungi; Glomeromycota; Glomeromycetes; Archaeosporales; Ambisporaceae.